UCCCAGAUUUUGGAAAUUUCGGAAAAGCAGGAAAAAAUUCCUUUCUUUCCUGCCACGUCUGAGAUCCCGAUUCGGUCCCAGCCUUUACUUCCUCUGGAGGCUCAGUUAAAAGAAAGAAACAAACAGCUACUGGGAGAGACGAUUGAAUUAAUUAACGGUUUGCCAUGUGGUCCAGACUCACCUUUUGCCUCAUAGUGUGUCUUCAUGUUCUCCUGCUGCAGAGCAGCAUCACUAACUCAUCAAAGAGCACCGGUGCUGCACCCAAACCCUCUUUUCCUAGUCUCCUAAAUGACCCGAGCUGGGCUCUGGGUGUGCGCCUGUACCGGGUCCUACGCUCUGAUGCCAGCUCUGUAAACACUCUGUUCUCCCCUCUUCUCUUAGCCUCCUCACUUGAAGUGCUGGCUGAAGGCUCAGUGGGCAAAACUGCCAGCCAGAUUCAAGAUCUUUUUAAGUCGCCAUCCAAAGCCAAAGGAAAGAUUGGGGACCUUCUCUCUGUGGCAUUGAAAAGCUUUGUUGAAGCUAAUGGCACCAGCUUCCAGACGCACACAUCUUCUGGUUUGUUCACCAAGCAGACUCCUGCCUUCAGUCAGGCUUUUACGAAGGUGAGCCAGAGCAGGUUAGGGCUGCAACACCACAUGCUGGGGAAAGGGGACUCCAAGGCGGACCUGAAGCAGCUUCAUGAUUGGUUUAAGGCUGCGCUCAGUGGAAAGGAGGGGGCUCCAUUCGACGUGGAAAUCAAGGCUAAAGCUGGAGCCAUGAUCCUGGCAGAUACUAUUCACUUCAAAGGGCUGUGGCAGAGAGAUUUGAGCGAGGAGAGCACUGAUCGCCGCACAUUCUUGGGAAAAAAAUACACUAAAGUGAUCAUGAUGCACAGAGAAGGUCUGUACCGCUUCCAUGAAGAUGUUGACAACAUGGUGCAGGUUCUAGAGGCACCUCUGUGGGGAGGUAAAGCCAGCCUUGUGCUCCUGCUCCCCUUUCAUGUGGAAAAUCUGGCAAGGCUGGACAAGUUGCUGACCCCAGAGCUGCUGUCAAAGUGGUUGGAGAGGACAGCCAAUACCACUGUGGCUGUUUCACUGCCAAAGGCGAACAUCAGCAGCGCACUCAGUCUGCAGAAACAGCUGUCUGCUCUGGGUUUGACCGACGCCUUGGACCAGAAGGUAGCUGACUUCUCUGGGGUGUCCGACAAGGGCAAAGGGAAGCUUCACCUUGGUGGCAUCCUCCACUGGGCUUCCUUGGAGCUGGGUCCCAAGGCUGGAAAAGAGGAAGCAAACCUCGAAGAUGAGAAGAUAGAGAAACCCAAGCUGUUCUACGCCGACCAUCCGUUUAUCAUCUUUGUCAGAGACAACACCACUGGAGCCCUGCUGCUGAUGGGCGCUCUAGACCACGCCGAAGGAGAGCUCUUACAUGAUGAAUUAUAGCGUUUCUUCUCACUUCCUGUCUUUUUUCAUUUUUUCCAAGUCCCUCUCCCAGACAGCUUGCUAGUCUCUGAGUGCAGACAUUGUCAUUUACUGUGGCACUCUUUCACAUCACACUGUCAUACGCUGACACCACCAUAGUCUUCUGGCUGAGUGACACUGACACCCUCAUAUUGGACAUUUACAGUGUCAGACCCAGAGCUACACCUACACUGCAUGUAUAAAUGAUAACUCUGUACAAGACAUUACUGAAGUCGACGGAUACAACAUAAAUCUUCCAACUCAGAGGAAAUUAAAGGCUUUUCCUUCCACUAAAAGAAACUUUUAGAGACUCAUCAAAUCAUCAAAAAUGACAAACAAGGCUGUUGUGGCAAAGAUCCACCAUCUUGACAUGCAGAGGAGUGGUUACAGACAUGAUUCUUUCGACCAAUACAACACCAAGACAGUAGCAAUGUUGUCACUCUCUCCUGAUGUCCUCUGAGGGUCAUCACUGGAAGAAUGAUGGCUUCCUCUACUGUUUAUUGUUGAGUCAGCUUAAUGUUAAGGAUUGUAUUGCAUUACAGCUCGUCAACAAAACAUGAAGAGAAAGGCCAAACAUUUUAAUCUCCUAAAGCCAUCACAGAUCCUUGAUGCCAUUACAUCACUGGAAACAAACUUGAAGGACAUCACCUGAUUUACAUGUAAAAGCCUACAUUUUUAUGUUUUCCAGAAGUAAAUGUGUUAUUGAUUGUUACAUUUUUUUUAAAUCUAAAAUCAAUAAUCCUGUUGUUGUUUUAUUCUGUUAGGUUGUUAAAAACAUCUUAUUGACUUUGUACUCAGAAGUAAGACUCCUUUGUUUCAAUUUGGGGAAAAAAUACAAUUGUCUAUGAUGUUGGAAUUUGAAAGUUGAAAGCUACUGAUCCACUCUGAAUUCACUUUUCAGGGUGCCUUGGAUGCAUAAGAAACAUGGCUUCAGUUGCAGAAAUAUAUCUGCAAUUCUGACAGGUUUUAAUAUAUUGACACAUCAAUCGGAAUUUUGGAUUGGUUUGACACCUUUUGUAAACUUAGACCUAUUUAUAUCUAUUCUAGCCAGUUCUGGCUUCUCUCUCAGUAGCAUUAUUUAAGAAAGAAAAGCAUUUUUAUUUUUAGUCUCCCUGCUGUGAGUGCUUUUUUAUUAUUUAUAUUUGGAACAGAUGCAACAUCAUGCGCUGUGUAAGUGAACAGUUGCUAUAGACCAGUCCUUUUUUAUUAUUUUACACCAAAAGAGAAGCAACAUUGAGAUUUAAAAUUGUCCAAACAUACUUUAUAUUUAAGCAAAAAAAAAAUUCAGCUAGCAUUACUGGAACCAUUGUCUCCGUUUUACUUUCUGGAUCCUUCAAAUCCUCCAACUUAAAUUUCUUCCAUGAUAGAUAAAGGCUAAAAAUUAAAAAAAUAGAUAAAAGCGAAUAUCAAGCCUUCCUGUUAUCAGCAUAUGUCUUUCUAUUAAGGCCUACAUGAACCACAGACAUGUACCAAUAUGUUCUUCCCUACCUGCUAUUUAUACAAAGCCUGCUUAGCCAUGCCACAGAAAGAACUCCACAGUAAUUAUGCAACUACUCGGUCAAUUAGUUUUUACAGCAUCCAUAUGGCAGGCACCACAAACCCCUGAAAUUAGACCAAAGUUUAUUUUUGCUGGAAUCUGCAGCAAGUUUUGAGACAAAGAUGGUUAUUUUCAGAAUAAUUUAAUUAAGAAAGAAUGGAUUUCACAAAGGCUUCAUUCAAUUAAGAAAUACUAUGUAGAAUAAAACUGAAAAUAUUGGAUACAAAAAAGUGCAAAACACAUUUCAGGUCUGUUACCUACAGAAUUAAUUAUUUUGGUUUCCAUUUUAGAUUUAUCACAGGUGGAUUUUAUCCUACAGUCUUGCAUUUCCUGCACAUGAUUCAUGGUAGGGAUACUCCAUGGAUUGGCAAUAAUAUAAGUGUCUGCCAAUAUUCGUAACUUUUAAGAAUAUUGGUAAUCGUUUUGGGUCGACAUUAAAAACAGAUAUUUGUUUUCCAUGUAGUUAUUGUUUUGGUUUUUUUUAAGAAGGGGUGGGUCUUUUUUGAUGAUAUGACAGAAUAAGGGAUGCAGCUCAGGGUUGUAGACGUUCCCAGAAGUAGAGAGGCAAUAUCAGCACUAGGGAUGGAACGGUUCACAAAAUCCACGGUUCGGUCCGGUUCACGGUUUCGUGGUCACGGUUUUCGGUUCCAUAUAUGUUGAUUGUUAGGAAAAUCUAUUAUGUCUUGUAUAGUACAACAUGCAUUGCACAAUGCUUGCAGACUGUUGCACUUUUAUCCACAACUUUCUUUCCGUGGUCAUUGCAGGUCACUCUAAAUGCAAAAUGCUGCUAGCGUGUCUUCCAACUCCUGUUCCUUACCACUCGCCAUACCCACACAGUUCUCCACAACAACAGAUUUUUUUCUGCUACACCCGGCGACGCUGCUUCCCUUCUUCUUCUGGUUUAUCUACUGGUGGUUGGCUUUGGUCGCAGUACCGCCACCUUCUGCUCUGGAGUGUAUACGCUUCGCCUAUUCGAAAAAGGAGCAGCGCAUGAACCAAUCGCAACACACGCGAACCGAGACAGUCAAACCGAACGGUUCGGACGGUUUUCAUAAAUUGUUCCAUCCCUAAUCAGCACUGUGGUUGGUUUUUCAUAGUGUCCAAAGGGUCGAAAAAUAUUUAAUACCAUUAAAUAUCAGUUAUAAUCCAUAACUAUAGACUUAACUUAUAUCGAUACCGAGAUUUUCAUAUUGGUCUAUCUGUACUUCAUGGAAUAUCCCAAGUUUUGUAGGGGAGCAGAUUAGGGCACGUCCAGUUUAAAUGGUAACUGGAGCAAAAGCAGAGAAAGGGCUUUUCUAUAUGAUAGAAAAGAUGAAAAAAAAACAGAAGGACUUUAUAAGCAGCAGAUACAUAUUCACUGCAUUGCACUUGUAAAACUGGGCUGUUGUAAGCAAGAAAACUAGAGGAUCUUCAGUAUACACAACCGGACAAAGUUGUGAACAUAAAACAGAAAAAAAUACAUCAGUAAAUACUCAGACGUAAUAAAUAAACUGGUGCUAAAAUGCAAUUCAGGUCUUUCACGAUGGUUGUGAAGCUCAGAGGGUGCACUUAAAGUGUAAUCCACAAAACAUGCUCUUACUCCUCUGCAUGAAUAUUAACCCUCUGAAAUAGUUGGUAAUCUUUGUGCAUUUUCACUAAAGUCAGCGAGUUCUCUUCGUGGUCAAACACAACAAAAAUCUGUUUUCAUGUACUUCAGGCUGGUUCUUUCCCCUGACCAGUCUCAAUAUUGUACCAGCAGCAAGGUAAAAUUGGAGAGUCCCGCUCAGCAUCUCUAUCAGCAGACUGACCCCCAGUUGUGUCACUUCUAUGAUUCUCCUCUAAAAGCCAAGUGCUGCGCUGUAAUAGGGAUGACUGUACUCUUAGUGCUCUUCCAGCUGUCUCAGUUCUCUUAUUUCCCCAAUCACUUGCCCUGACCAUGGAGUGAACCCAUCACACAGGGCAAGGAAUAAGACAGGAAGUUCACAUCCAUGUUUUUUUGCAUCAUAUUUUAUUUAAAAACAGCGAUUAAAGAUUAAAAUAUG
This is a messenger RNA of Cyprinodon tularosa, 4994 nucleotides long. It is a transcript of the gene serpinh2, whose product is annotated as serine (or cysteine) peptidase inhibitor, clade H, member 2. NCBI's taxonomy places the organism in Eukaryota, Metazoa, Chordata, Actinopteri, Cyprinodontiformes, Cyprinodontidae. The transcript is spliced from 5 exons. The record is from RefSeq and is a predicted model, not a curated record. Gene Ontology annotation, cellular component: endoplasmic reticulum. Gene Ontology annotation, biological process: negative regulation of endopeptidase activity; collagen fibril organization. Gene Ontology annotation, molecular function: serine-type endopeptidase inhibitor activity. Bases 165 to 1418 code for a protein of 417 amino acids.